UUUCAAAAGCGGAUGACGUGCGAAGAGAGCCCCGACCGCAACAGCCGGGAGCUGCGGAAUCUUUCCCCACCCUGGCCCAGCAGCCUCAGCUCCGGAGUUGAGCAGUUGUCACAGACCGGCAGAACAGAACUUGCCUCAGGGCCGGCCUACGCGGAGCAGUCCGGAUCAGGUAGGCCAGAACUUGCUUCGCAGCCCCGCCCCUCUCCCGAGCCCGGCCUAUGGGAAGCAGUCCCGGUCAUGUGAGGUAGAGUCGGCCUUCAAAACUCGGGGCCGACCUACGCGGAGCAGUCCCGCUACGUGUGGUAAAUCUUGUCUCGCAGCCCCGCCCUCCCCCUACACUGAGCCUGUCGGGUCAAGUAAAUAGAACCUCUCGAAGCCUCGGGACCCGCCUACCAGGAGCAGUUCCCGUCACGUGGGCCAGAUCUUGCCUCGAAGCCCCGCCCCUAGCCUCGGGGCCGGCCUACGCUGAGCAUUCCAGAGGUUUUGUAGGUCUGGCGGACGACUCCCUCGUCACGUGAGUAGGGCGGGCUUGGACACCGCCUUCGGGGCGGCGCCGUCUGAUGACGUAGGAAGAGGGCAGGUUGGACAUUCAGUUUGCUUAGAAAUCGACAUUUUCCAAGAUGGGUGAAAGAAAAGGUGUAAACAAGUAUUACCCUCCAGACUUUGAUCCAACAAAGCAUGGCUCUCUCAAUCGAUACCACCACAGCCACCCACUUCGGGAGAGGGCACGGAAACUUUCUCAGGGCAUUCUUGUCAUCAGAUUUGAGAUGCCCUAUAACAUCUGGUGUGAUGGCUGUAAGAACCACAUUGGCAUGGGUGUUCGUUACAAUGCUGAAAAGAAGAAGGUUGGCAAUUAUUACACAACCCCCAUCUACAGGUUCAGAAUGAAAUGUCACCUCUGUGUCAACUACAUCGAGAUGCAGACAGAUCCUGCCAAUUGUGACUAUGUGAUUGUGAGUGGUGCCCAGAGGAAGGAGGAGCGAUGGGACAUGGCAGACAACGAACAGAUCCUGACCACAGAGCAGGAGAAGAAACAGAAGCUGGAGACUGACGCCAUGUUCCGCCUGGAGCAUGGCACCACAGACCAGAGCAAGUUGCAGAAGGCCAUUCCCAGCCUGUCCAACAUCCAGGAAGCCCAGAGCGCCUGGAAGGAUGACUUUGCCCUUAACAGCAUGCUAAGGAGAAAGUUUAGGGAAAAAAAAAAGGCCAUAAAGGAAGAGGAGGAAAAAACACUGGCUCUACAGACCAAGGCGAACCUCAGUAUCCCCCUGGUGCCUGAAACAGAGGAGGACCGGAAGCUUGCUGCUCUGCUCAAGUACCACAGCCUGGACUCAUAUGAAGACAAACAGAAAUUGAAACGGACAGAAAUCUUCGGCCGCUCCUGGUUCCCUUCUACCCCAGUACAUGGGGCCAGCAACAGCAAGGUGAACAGUGUUCUCAAGAAACUGGCAGUUAGCCGAAAACCCAUGCCCAGCGCAUCCUCCAUCACUAGCAGUGACUUAGGAAUUGUACGUCGGAAGUCCAGGGAUGGCCUUGAGGGCCCUCAGGAAUCAGGCGAAGCUCCAGAGCCAAGUGCAAUGAAGGAGGUGGAUGAAAACAUCCCAGGAGGAUCUUCAUCGGAGACACACUAUCCCCCAGAUGUGGAAACACAGGGGGGUCCCAGCAGCACCUCCAUCCUCAGUUCUUCUCUAGUUGCAGACUAUUCAGACUCUGAGAGUGACUAAUAAUGACUAAUAUUAUCAUUCCCUCCAUCAUCCUAAGCUACCUUCCCCACCAAGAAAUCCUCACUCCCCCAGGGAGGCUUCCACUUGCAAAGAGACCGUAUAUGGAUGGGCUUCUUCCCACCAAGCUUUCCUAGAAUGAGAAACUUCUUUUUCCCUCAAGACUUCAAUUUUUUGUAAAUAAUUGGGUUUUUAUUUAUUUAAUUGAGGAGGGAGUCUGUGUGGUGUCUGACUUGAAUCUCCAACAUGAAUUUAU
Messenger RNA from Sarcophilus harrisii (Tasmanian devil), 1977 nucleotides. It is a transcript of the gene YJU2B, whose product is annotated as coiled-coil domain containing 130. The record is from RefSeq and is a predicted model, not a curated record. The transcript has 10 exons. Gene Ontology annotation, cellular component: post-mRNA release spliceosomal complex; U2-type spliceosomal complex. The coding region runs from base 621 to 1724 and encodes 367 amino acids. Gene Ontology annotation, biological process: mRNA splicing, via spliceosome. Lineage: Eukaryota; Metazoa; Chordata; Mammalia; Dasyuromorphia; Dasyuridae.